AUGUCUUUACAAAUACUUACAGCAAAGAUACCGUGUCAGAAGUGCGGAGAGGAUGCCCUGGUGACAAACAGGAAGGAGGUAGUAUGUAAUGAAUGUUUUAACAUGUCCAUGAGGGGCAGACUACGGAAACUGUUGAGAGCAGAUAUCUACAAGAUCAACUCCAAGCAUGGAGUCCAUAAGGUUUUAUUGGCAUUUAAAGGGGACGUUAAUAGUAUAGUGUGCUUGGAUAUGAUUAUGCAACUUGUUUUGGAGCAAAUAAACAACCAUGGAAAGACCGGGUUCCAACUUCUUGUGUUGAAUAUCGAUGAAAGAAAUGGUAUAGAGGAAAAGCUUCAACAGGUUAGGUCAUUUUAUGAGCAGAAAGGAACAAUAAUAAACUACAAGACGGUUCAAGUCAACUCUUAUUUAACAGGGAAAAGCCUAAAGCGAAUUGGAAUCGAUAAGAAGUUCAAUAUAUUGGUGAAAGAUGAAAGUAGCCAUUCCAUGGAAGAUAUCAUCAAUCUUAUUCCCAACAAGUCAGCUGUGGAGGACUUCAAAGAAGUCAUUUAUGAUCAGAUACUAUUAAAACAAGCAGAGAUAGAAGGUUGUGGAACCAUCCUCUACUGUAAUUCCAUGAACAAGUUGUCUUCAUCGAUUUUGGCCAAUUUAAUUAAGGGAAGAGGUUCGAACAUGAACUUCAAGGUCAACGAUACAGAAAAACAAGGCAUUUACAUCAAGAACCCUUUGAGGGAACUAUUUGAUAGCGAAAUCGACUAUUACUCAGAGGUAAAUGAAAUUGGCCAAUUAAAAUUCCAGAACAAUGCAGUUAUUUCCAAUAUCAAUCGGAACAUGACCAUAAAACAAAUCACUUCACGGUAUUUGAACCAAAUAGAGGCUAAUGGAUAUGCGUCUACGAUUCCGACGGUUGUCAAGAUUACCGAAAAACUUGUGGAACCCACCAAGUUCAAACCCAUAGGCAAUUGCAAAAUUUGUGAUGAAGUUAUUUACCAGAAUCCCAAAACUUGGCUCAACAAAAUCACACAUAACGAAUCAGCUCCAUUGGUGGAUGAGAUUGAGAGAGAUUAUGCGGAGCAGUAUCUUCAAGCAUUCCCCCCGAUUGAGGAUCAACUUGAUGUUUCAAACUAUACCAUUUGCUACGGGUGUAUGGUGAGUAUGAAUGGCACAGAGUCCAUAGUGUGGCCUACGGAGAGACAAAGAGAUCAAAAGGUCCUUGAAGAAUUUAUAAUUGAUAGCGAUGACGAUGAGUAG
Molecule: messenger RNA, 1248 nt
Organism: Yamadazyma tenuis ATCC 10573
Lineage: Eukaryota; Fungi; Ascomycota; Pichiomycetes; Serinales; Debaryomycetaceae
Gene: NCS2
Product: Ncs2p
Biological process (GO): tRNA wobble position uridine thiolation
Cellular component (GO): cytosol
Molecular function (GO): tRNA binding; sulfurtransferase activity
Source: RefSeq, a predicted model, not a curated record